Molecule: messenger RNA, 486 nt
Organism: Miscanthus lutarioriparius
Lineage: Eukaryota; Viridiplantae; Streptophyta; Magnoliopsida; Poales; Poaceae
Source: the annotation of a GenBank genome assembly
AUGGUCAUCGUCUACGUCACGCCCACCGACGCGCUCGCCAAGUUCACCGCCAACCCCUCCAAGUCCCGCAUCCACCUCAGCGGCCUGGUCCUCGAGGGCUCCAUUGCGCACCCCUCGCCGUCCUCCCCUGAGAUCGAGUUCGUCGUCACGGACCUCAUCACCGAUGUGCUCAUCCGCUAUGAGGCUGCGCUGCCCGACCUCUUCCACGAGGGCCACUCCAUCGUCGUUGAGGGCCUCCUCAAGCCCUUCACCGACGACCUCCGCCACCAUGACGACAGGAGGAAGGUCAUCGAGAAGGCACGGGAGUGCGCGUGCUUCUUGCACGGCACCGAGGUGCUCGCCAAGCACGACGAGAAGUACAUGCCCAAGGAGGUCAGCGAGGCGCUCGAGCGAAACAAGAAGCGCCUCGAGGUCGAGGCAGAGGCGGUCGCCGCUCAAGGGUCUAGUAUGGCUGCGGCGGCAAAGGAAGCAAAGGCAAGCUCGUAA